Messenger RNA from Paramecium octaurelia, 1283 nucleotides. The record is from the annotation of a GenBank genome assembly. NCBI's taxonomy places the organism in Eukaryota, Ciliophora, Oligohymenophorea, Peniculida, Parameciidae.
AUGGAUUAGCUUCUCAAUAUAAAGUAUAGUGCCAGGUCUUUACAUUUCAGAUCGUCUCCAUGUUCAAAAUAAUCUUUCUAAAGUGAAGAUGAUGUGGAUACAACACUUUCAUUUGAUUUCACUCCAAAACCAAAACCAAAGCCAUUAUAAGGUUUGAGUUCUAUGGCUUCGCCAUUUGACAAUGAGGAUAGUGAAAAAAGCAGUUCAAAAGGGGAGUCAGUUCCAAAAACAUUUAGUAACGAUAUUUAUUUGAAUAUUAGUUCCAAAACUAUCACGCUUUAGUACUCAGAGAGUAAUAACUAUGAAUGAAGGCGAUAAAGAUGAAGAACCAGAAGUAAUUGAAAAAGAAAUUAAAUAAAGUUUGAAUAUCCAAUCACAAUAACCAGAUGAAUAAAAUAAAACUAUGGAAGAACAACUUAGAAAGAUUUAAGAGAAAAUAAAAGUUAACCCUAAGUUGAAAUAAAUGAAAUCCAAACCUAUGUCAAUGAAGAGUCUAAAACAAGUUGAAUAAUCAAAGGAGGACAAGUUGAUGGAACACCCAUUUCGUCAUUUGAUAUUCAGUCCAAAAGUAGAUGAGUUAGUAUUCGAAAAACAUUUAAUUGUAACUUAAAGAGGGCUAAUUUAUUCGAGAAAAUGUCUCAAAGGGCCUUCAGAAUAAUUCGUCGAAAAGAAAAAAGUAACCUUAAACAAAAUCAAUCCAAAUAAAGUAAACACAAUAUUCCUUGAUCUUGAUGAAACAUUGAUUCAUGCUUGUCAUUCAAGAGAGACACCAUCCGUUAAGUUGAAAUAAUAAAAUGAUGAUGGAUCUGAAACAGAUGUACAUAUAUAAUUUAAUGUAGGUUGGAAUAAAUAUCAGACCAUAUACAAGCUACUUUUUGCAAGAGUUGGCCUAAUAUUAUACAAUCUAUAUUUAUACAGCUUCGUCUUAAUAGUAUGCCUAAACUAUUGUGAAUUAUCUUGAUCCUCUGAAAUAAUAUAUCAGUGGAAUCCUAUCUAGGGCUAAUUGUAUGGAAACAAAAAAUGGUUUUUUUAUCAAGGACUUGAGAAUCAUAAAGGAUUUAGACUUGGAUAGGUCUCUAAUAAUCGACAACCUUGUUCAUUCUUUCGGUUUGCAGGUUGAGAACGGAAUCCCAAUUUUGGAAUGGCAUGAUAAUUAGGAAGAUUCAGAACUCAAAUAUCUAUUAGAAUAUUUGAUAGAAGCUUCCGAAUAGCCAAAUUUGAAGGAUUUCAAUAUUACUCAUUUGUAAUUAGAUAAUUUAAUAGAUUAUGUCAUUAAGCAAUGA